Messenger RNA from Musca domestica (house fly), 2160 nucleotides. RefSeq lists its product as uncharacterized. The coding region runs from base 164 to 601 and encodes 145 amino acids. The transcript has 2 exons. NCBI's taxonomy places the organism in Eukaryota, Metazoa, Arthropoda, Insecta, Diptera, Muscidae. The record is from RefSeq and is a predicted model, not a curated record.
UUUCUGAUAACAAUUUCCGCCAAACACGUGUUUAGAUUCGUAAAACAUUCAAGCAUAGACGUAGCUGUACUGUUCAUGUAACGGGAUCUCUGUGGCGUCAGUAUACAGAAACUGACACGCAGAUUAGCACAAAAGCUAAAAGUGAAAACCACAAAACUUCAUCAUGGAGGAGGACGUGGUCAUCCCUCCACCUCCAUUGUCGCCGCGUAGGCAAACCACCAAAAAAGAUAAACCGAAAAUUAACCGCAACAGUAGUCGAAGUGGGAACAGAGUGGACGUCAAUAAGAAGAAAAAACUGGAAGAUGACGAACAACAGGGGAGUUUAGCGAAAUGCGACGACGCCCCAACUACUAGCCUUUUUGAAUCCAACCCAAAUAUUACAGGUAACAUCUCCACAGACACGGUGCUAAAUAACAUCAAUGAACUAACCUCCGAAAAAAUCGGUAAGUUAAACGAAGCACAAACAACAACACUCAAGAAUAUCAAAGAAAAAAUUUUAAACGAAAUACUUAAUUUUGAUUUCCUCUUGGUUAAUCCUAACAGGAACCCUAAAGAAAAUACCAGCAUCAUCCAGGAGAUUAUCUCCACCAAUUCCAAAUAAACCAUCAUGGCACUCAAAAUGCUACAGUACAAUAUACAAAGCAUAAACAAAAUCGAAAAUAAAAACAUCUUAGAACUCUUUCUUGAAAACGAAAAAAUUGGCAUUGCUCUUCUAAUUGAAACCUGGGUCAGAGAUGAAACAAGUACCAAUCUUUGCAACUAUAAUUUCUAUGGAAAAAAAGAGAUGAUGGUUACGGUGGUGUAGGCAUCUAUAUUAAGCGCAGUUUUAAAUAUUCACUCAUUAAUUUUGACAAUGAACAUGAGGUAAUUGGCAUCUCUAUUAUGAAUAUCAAAAAUCCCUUCAAUAUUGUUGUUGUUUACAUACCUCCUAACUCAAAUAGAUCUAAUUAUAUAGACAUAAUUACUGAUGUUUUUCCGAAAAUCAAUUGUCUUAAACAUCCUACCUUACUUGUUGGUGAUUUCAACGCAAAAUCCAUCUCUUGGGAAAAUACCCACACUGAUCCUUUAGGUGAUGUACUUGCCAGACUUGCUGAUAUCAACAACUUCUAAUGUCUCAACACUGGUGAACCCACUUUUGUUUUAAAUAACACUCAUUCGGCCAUUGACAUCGCUUUUUCCAACAGUACUUUUUUCAACUUUUCUUGGUCAGUCAGACAUAGUAAAAUCACCAAUAGUAACCACCUACCUAUCAUCAUCGAAACCUGUAACAAAACAGCCAUCAAAAAUGGCAAAAUACAACACAAAGAGAACCUCUUCAACGAUAUCAGAAGUAUUAUUGUUGAGGACAACUUCCAACAAACCAAUAUCAAGAUAAACCAAGCCAUAUCUCGGAAUACAAUUGUGGUGGACUCAAAUAAUAAAUAUGUACCCAAACCAUGGUGGAACUCCCAAGUAAAUAAUCUCUAUAAUGAAAGAACUACACUCAGAGAAAUCUAUCAAAGAACCAAUUCAUUUACUGAUGCCUGUAAUUUAGCGAGAACUGAAAGGAAAUUUUACAAUCUCAUUGCCAAAUUAAAAAAGAAAAACUUUAAAAAGUUACAAAGCGACAUAUCUGGGAAUGUCCCCAUUAAAGAGGUAUGGUCUAAAAUGAAUAAUGUUAAAAAAUAUCAAAGAAUAAAGUCACCUAAUAAUAUUUGGAGUGACGAACAGAAUGAAAAAUUCUUAGAACACAUAACUAGCUCUUCACGUAUCUGUUCAAAACCAACCUCCGUUGGUCUUAUGUGUGCCCCCCAAAAAAUAUUUGAAGCCGCGCUCAAACCUUUAAUAUUAGAAUACAUAGAGAUCAAGAAAAUAGUUCCAAAAAGUUCUUAUGCCUUCUCAUUGGGUAAAUCCACCACAAACUGUAUUAACGACCUAGUUAUCACAAUUGAAAUUCACAAGCAAAACAAAAAUACUGUUGUUGGUGCAUGCAUUGACAUCGGGAAAGCUUUUGACAACACUGAUAUUGGUAAACUGGCUCUUUUUAAAUCUGGACUUAACACUCACAUCAUAAAAUGGAUCUAUGAUGGCAUGUCACAGAGAACAUUAUUACUGGGUAACAAAUCCAUAUCAGUUUGUAAUGGAAUUCCUCAAGGCAGCGGUUUGAGCCCCAUACUUUUC